GGCUGUGAAACGUUGUGUGAACGGCGCAACUUUCAGCAGAAAGUUUCUCAGAUAACUUGGCGGUUGGGCUGGAUUACGACUCACAGGCUUGAUCAUUUCUUCUGGACUCUUACAACAAAAGCGGUCUGACCGAGGAUAAAGGCAAACAGCGAGGAUCAGAGGAUGUCUCUUCCUAAGAGAGAGGUGGAGGAGUUGAGACCAUGGGUGGAGCGCACUGUGAAGAAAGUGCUCGGUUUCUCAGAGCCCACCGUGGUCACUGCAGCUUUACACUGUGUUGGAAAGGGGCUGGACAAAAGGAAGACCAUAGACCAGCUGCGUCCUUUCCUCGAUGACUCAGCGGGGGGUUUCGUGGAGCGUCUCUUUGAAGCGCUGGAGGAGAGUCGCAGCGCCCGCGGCAGCAAAGGAUCCGGAGAAAAGAACCGCAAGAGAGACCUGAAGGAUGUGUUUGGGGAUGAAACUGACCCGAGUGCCAAGCGAGAACCUCAGAGCGCAGGAGAUGGGACCGUGGCGAAGCGAAAACGGGUCCCUCGAUUCCAGGAGGUGGAAGAGCCUGAGGUCAUCCCUGCACCUCCAACUGAGAGCUCUGGUAUGCUCACCAAAUUGCAGAUUAAACAGAUGAUGGAAGCAGCCACAAAACAGAUCAAAGAGAAAAAGAAACAACUGAAUUUUUCAUCCCCAGCUCCUCCUCCACAGAUGUUUACCCUUGCUACACCACAAAUGGAAGCCUCCACAGUAUCACGGCUUCUCAGCAGCAAUGCUGCUGCAGGUGGUGGUGGUGCCUCAUCCAUUGCCCCCUCCCAGGCUGCUAGCUUUAUGAAUGAUGCUAUCGAGAAGGCCCGCAAGGCUGCUGAGCUACAGGCACGCAUCCAGUCCCAGUUAGCCCUGAAACCUGGUAUCCUCGGAGCAUUGGGAAACACUGGGCCUCACAACCUAGUGGCACUAGCUAAUCUACACGCCAUGGGAAUUGCUCCACCGAAAGUGGAAAUCAAGGAGGUGAAUAAGCCAACACCUCUUAUCCUGGAUGAUUUGGGAAGAACUGUGGAUGCAAGUGGCAAAGAGGUUGAACUCACACAUCGCAUGCCCACACUAAAAGCUAACAUUCGAGCUGUGAAGAGAGAGCAGUUCCGUCAGCAGCUGAAGGAGAAGCCUGGUGAAGACAUUGAGUCCACGUCCUACUUCGACCAACGUGUUUUUAUAACACCAGCUCAACGCCCUCGCAGGGGCUUCAAGUUCCAUGACCAGGGGCGCUUCGAGAAGAUUGCUCAGAGAAUUAGAACUAAGGCCCAGUUGGAAAGGUUGCAGAAUGAGAUUGCCCAGGCAGCAAAGAAGACAGGAAUCCAGGCGUCCACCAAGCUCGCCCUGAUUGCACCCAGGAAGGAGAUCGGAGAAAAGGAGGUGCCCAACAUUGAGUGGUGGGACUCCUUCAUCCUGCCCAACAACGUAGACUUUAGAACCGAAACAAAUUUUGAACAGCUGGAGUUAUUUGGUGUGACCAACCUUGUGGAACAUCCUGCACAAAUUAACGCCCCAGUUGACACAGAUAAGGCAGUCACGCUUGGUGUAUACCUGACAAAGAAAGAACAGAAGAAAUUGAGACGACAGACGCGAAGGGAGGGCCAAAAAGAAGUUCAAGAGAAGGUCCGUCUGGGUCUCAUGCCUCCACCAGAACCCAAAGUGCGCAUCUCCAACCUGAUGAGAGUGCUGGGGACGGAGGCAGUUCAGGACCCGACAAAAGUAGAGGCCCACGUAAGAGCACAGAUGGCCAAGAGACAGAAGGUUCAUGAAGAGGCCAACGCCGCUCGCAAACUCACAGCAGGGCAGAGGAAAGAGAAGAAGGUCAAGAAGUUAAAAGAAGACAUUACUAAUGGUGUUCACAUUGCAGUGUACAGGAUCCGUUACCUGCAAAGUACUUCUAAGAAGUUUAAAGUGGAGAAAAAUGCCAUCCAGCUGUACCUGUCCGGCACAGUAGUCCUGCACAGAGAUGUCAACCUUGUUGUAGUGGAGGGAGGCCCCAAAUCCCAGAAAAAGUUCAAGAAGCUGAUGAUGCACAGAAUCAAAUGGCAGGAACACAACAGUAAAAGAGAUGAUCCUGAUGGUGACGAGGAGGCCAGGAGAAAUAACAAGUGUUGGUUGAUUUGGGAGGGAACAGCCAAGGAGCGUAGUUUUGGAGACAUGAAGUUCAAGCAGUGUCCCACGGAGAAUAUGGCCAGAGAGCACUUCAAGAAGCAUCGCACAGAACAGUAUUGGGACCUGGCCCUCAGCCAAAGUGUUUUGGAAACCUCGGAUGACUGAAACCUGCACGGAGCUUCCGUCCACACGCCCCCCCCCCCAGACCUACAACGGCACAGUCAGGAGAUCCUCACUGCUGACCGGCUGCUUUCAUCUGCCCAGCACACAAACCUAAUCCAGAGACUUGAACAUAGAAAAGCAGGAAGAAUAAUCCUGUGUAGGUCUUUACAAGGAUGUGUGACAGAUGAGUGUGUGUGUGCCUGCAUCAUCAGUCUUUACCCGUAGGCACCUCAGUCAGAUCUUGUAAUCUCUUAUAGAUUAGCAGGAUCCAAGGCUAUAUAUGAAGACGAGAAACUGUCAGACUAUAUCCCAACAGAAUUUUCUUUAUGAUGAAUCCCCCACAUGUCCACUGAUGUUGUUCCCUGUGUGAGUGAAUCAGUUUUUUUCGCCUUCAUCAGUGAGCGACUGCUGCUGUGCUAACACGUGUAGAGUAAACCUGGAAGCACUGGAGGCUCCAGUUUCAGGACUGACUGGUAUUACAGCUACAUUUCACAAAAUAAAAAAUCUCCACAAUGCAUUUUAUUUUCUUUUGGAUAAAAGAGUAAAUCUUUGACUCACCUCUAGCGAUAUCUCUCUGUACUAUUACAGUCAAAGCCUUAAAUAUACAUCAAAAUGUAA
This is a messenger RNA of Limanda limanda (common dab), 2907 nucleotides long. It is a transcript of the gene prpf3, whose product is annotated as PRP3 pre-mRNA processing factor 3 homolog (yeast). The record is from RefSeq and is a predicted model, not a curated record. Gene Ontology annotation, biological process: mRNA splicing, via spliceosome. NCBI's taxonomy places the organism in Eukaryota, Metazoa, Chordata, Actinopteri, Pleuronectiformes, Pleuronectidae. Bases 163 to 2292 code for a protein of 709 amino acids. The transcript is spliced from 17 exons. Gene Ontology annotation, cellular component: U4/U6 x U5 tri-snRNP complex.